AUGAUGGAUGACGACACUGAGUUGAGGACUGAUGGAAACUCCCUCUUAAAAGCCGUGUGGUUGGGGAGGCUCCGGCUGACCAGACUCCUCAUGGAAGGGGGAGCAUAUAUCAACGAGAGCAAUGACAAAGGUGAAACAGCUCUCAUGGUGGCAUGCAUUACCAAACAUGUGGACCAGCAAAGCAUUAGCAAGUCUAGGAUGGUGAAGUAUCUGCUGGACAAUAGGGCAGACCCCAAUAUCCAGGAUAAGUCUGGCAAGACUGCACUCAUCCAUGCUUGCAUCCGACGAGCUGGGGGAGAAGUAGUGUCCUUACUCCUGGAGAAUGGAGCAGACCCCAGUCUUGAGGAUCGCACUGGGGCUUCAGCUCUGGUUUAUGCAAUAAAUGCAGAUGACAAGGAUGCACUGAAGCAUCUCCUCGAUGCCUGCAAGGCCAAAGGUAAGGAAGUGAUUAUUAUAACAACAGACAAAUCAUCUUCAGGCACAAAAACCACCAAGCAGUAUCUCAAUGUCCCUCCAUCACCCAAAGUGGAAGAUAGACAGUCACCGUCACUGUGUGCAUCUCCUUCUGACAUUGAAUUGAAGGCUCCCGGUUUGGGUUCUCCACCCAGUGAGAAGGACGAUGAUUUCUUCAUCCUCCAAACAGGACACCAAAGUGGCUGUAGUACUUCUAAGGCCCUUAAUGAGCCUGGAUCACCCACCAGGAAAGUGUCUAGCCUUAAAAGGGCCCGCUUGCCCCAGCUGAAGAGGCUCCAGUCUGAACCCUGGGGCUUGAUUGCUCCUUCUGUGCUGGCAGCCUCCACACGCCAGGAUGAAAACCAUGUCACAAGCACAGACAAUGAGGUCAUCAGGAGCAUCAAUGACAUGUCUUUCCCUAAAAGGGGUCCCCUCUCCAGAGCCAACAGCAUUGACAGUAAAGACUCCACCCUCUUCCCCACAGUCCAGGAACAAGUUCUGAAAGUUCCAACCUCAGUACCAGCUACCUGGAAAGCAGCUUUUGAGAAAGGCCAGGCUCCCCAUUCACGCCUCGCCAGGAGAGGAACGCUUCCUGUUGACCAAGAGAAGAGUGGGAUGUGUCCACCAGGAUCGACAGCUCUGAAAGAUCCAGCAUCUCUCAAGCUGUUGGAAAAUGACCUCUAUGAUUUAGAUAUACAGCCAGGGGCUGACCCACCCAACUCUAUGUCCAUUGAGUCAAGCAAAGGACCUUUAGACAGAAAGAAGCUCAACAGCUCACACUUGUCCCUUUUCCAUGGCUCUCGGGAGUGCCUGGAUGCUGUACCCAGCACAUCGCCCAGCUCAGCGCGUCGCAGGCCCCCUCAUCUUUUAGAAAGAAGAGGUUCGGGAACACUCUUAUUAGACCGCAUUGCUCACACGAGGCCUGGCUUUCUUCCCCCUUUAAAUGUGAAUUCAAACCCACCAAUCCCAGAUAUCAGAACCAGUAGCAAACCAGCUUCCCCACUUGCUGGUGGCUUAAAAACUAUGGUUCCUGUUGCUCCAAGUUCACCAAAGAGAGUUGACUUGAGAAGUAAAAAGAAACUCCUUCGAAGGCAUUCUAUGCAGAUUGAACAGAUGAAACAGCUCUCUGACUUUGAAGAAAUCAUGACCUAG
Messenger RNA from Arvicola amphibius (Eurasian water vole), 1605 nucleotides. It is a transcript of the gene Ankrd34c, whose product is annotated as ankyrin repeat domain 34C. The record is from RefSeq and is a predicted model, not a curated record. Gene Ontology annotation, molecular function: protein binding. Bases 1 to 1605 code for a protein of 534 amino acids. Lineage: Eukaryota; Metazoa; Chordata; Mammalia; Rodentia; Cricetidae. The transcript has a single exon.